AUGAUUACUCGUGUAUUGCUGAAAAAUAAAAAUUUUAAGUUUUCUAGACUCUUCUCGACUGUCGUUCAGCAAGAAGUUGCUAGAAAUGAUGCUGUGGAAUAUCCAGUAAUAGAAGAUUUAUCAAUAGAAGCUAAAAGACUUAAGAAAAAGCUAGAAUGGCGUGAAAAAAUUAAGCGGGUUCCGACAAUUGAGGAAAAAAUUAUUGAAUUGAAUAUUCCUCGUUAUUAUGGCUAUAAAUGUCUUAUGCUUGAAAAUAAUGACUUUCCAUACAACUCGAUGCCAUUUAUACAGUAUGUCACGAACACAGAAUUUGAGCAACUUCCAGAAAGCAUCAAGGACGAAAGAGAAGCAAAGAGAAUUGAUGGAUUUUUAGGACUGAUUAAAUCAGAUAUACAGGAUGCCAUUGAAUUCGAAAUUGAUGCUUACAAGAAUUCAUUCGAAGUGGAUGGGUCUGAUAAGUUGUCACAGGAACAAAUUGAAAGAGCAAAAAUUGGUCGAUUAGUUAAGCAACUUCAUCGAGUCAUAGUUAAUGCUCUUGGUGCUGAUAAUCGUCAUUUAUAUGAAUCUGAUAUGGACAUUGAUCCAAGAAUUGAAGCAUUCUGGUUUGUUGGAAAAUUCAUCCCUCCUUUAAAUGUCCAACGAUUUAGAAAACCUCGUCCACAUUUAAAAGAUUAUGUAAAUGAUCCAGUCGAUAGACCAUUUCAGUACGUAGGAAAUCCCUUAUUGACAAUGAGACAUCAAUAUCCAUUAGAGUCAUUCGAAGACAUUAAUUUUGAAUCAAUGAUUAAGCAAAAUGAAAAUAUUCCAAUGGAAUCAGUUUAUUCUGUUGAUCCUCUGGCACAUGGAUAUCAUACUUUACACAGGCACGGCGUUUCUGUUCCUGGAUUUUGGCCUGGAAAUGUUCGAGAAUAUGGAUUAUUGUCAUAUCACGAUAGAACUCAUUUAAUUAAGAGAUCAAAAGUUCUAGGCAUUAAAGAUGACAUUGAUGCUCUUCAUUCUCAAGGAAUAUUGUCAUCAUUUGCAUGGACAUAUGCUCAAUCAUGUUAUCAAGGAUUUUCAACAUACAAUGAUAUGACUUAUCCAUUAACAACUCAAACAGUCAUUACUGAUGGUCAGCAUUGGUCAUUCUAUAAAUAUCAAUUAAAUACAACAAUAACACAUACAGAACUAGAUGCUCCAAAUUAUAAGUACAAUAAAUGUUGGGGAACUAAUGAGAUGAAAUUGUAUGAGCAUAUAGACGAGAAUGGUAAAAUUCAUGGAAUGAAUGAUGAUGUCCUUAAACAAUUAUUAAAGCUUUACAUUAAUGAGCCAAAAGCACGUAAUUACGAAAUGAAGCCUUAUCUUGAUCCAAAAGAGAAGAAAAUUGCUGACAUUGAGGAUGUAGACAGACGUCAAUGGUUAGAGAAUAUUUACAAAUAUCUAGUCUCAAAUAGACCACGUCAAUAUCUUACACCUGAGAUUUAUCAUUGGGAGAACAUUUACAAAUUGAAAUUCCAAACAAUGCCGUUGGAUAAGAAACUACGAUUCUUUGAUUAUGGAAUUAAUCCAUUCCAAAGACAACUUAAUGAGCAUAUUCCUGAAUAUAUUCCAAGAGAUUUGCGAGCAAACGGACCACACGACAAGAAGAAGAGACGUGCUACUUAUUAUCCAUUAGAUCACUGUUCAAAUGAUCCACGAAUUAUGUCACACUCGGAAUAUGGAAGUGCUAAAGAUGGCAUUAGAAAGAAAUAUGAUAGAUUUAGAAAGACCUUUAAGUAA
Chironomus riparius is the source of this 1758-nucleotide messenger RNA. Lineage: Eukaryota; Metazoa; Arthropoda; Insecta; Diptera; Chironomidae. The record is from the annotation of a GenBank genome assembly.